CCGGUGAAUGAUGUUUUUAGGGUUUUUGUUCUUUUAAGAGUGUCGUCUUCAGUUCACUGCUUCGGUUCCUCUUUUUCUUUGCUCUCUUGCUUUUUGACUUCAGAGAGAGAGAGACUCUACUAUGUCUCUGGUAGCGAACGAGGAAUUCCAGCACAUUCUUCGUGUUCUGAACACGAAUGUCGAUGGAAAGCAGAAUAUCAUGUUUGCCCUUACCUCCAUCAAAGGUAUUGGUCGCCGUUUCGCCAACAUAGUUUGCAAAAAAGCCGAUGUCGACAUGAACAAAAGAGCCGGUGAACUAACAGCUGCUGAACUUGAUCAGCUGAUGGUGGUUGUGGCAAAUCCACGCCAAUUCAAGAUUCCUGACUGGUUCCUCAACAGGAAGAAGGAUUACAAGGAUGGCAAAUACUCGCAGGUUGUGUCCAAUGCAUUGGACAUGAAACUCAGGGAUGAUCUGGAGCGUUUGAAGAAGAUAAGAAACCACCGAGGUCUGCGUCACUACUGGGGUCUUCGAGUUCGUGGACAGCAUACCAAGACCACAGGACGCAGGGGCAAGACUGUUGGUGUCUCUAAGAAGCGUUAGGUUUGGUGUCCUUCAAGUUUUCAUUCUUCAGCCUGAAGUUUUGCGGUCUUGGUUCUCCUUUGUGAUUUUCUUGGUUAGAGAUUCACAAUGUCUAGAUGUCUUUUAUGCCUUUUUUACUUUGUCUCUCUUGUUUGGGAAAAUUUUACAUUUUACUCUGCUUCAUUUUGCUACUAUGAAAUCAUUCUCUUAUAUUUUAAAAGUUCAUUAUUUAUUUCCAUGGUAUUGCAAUUAUUCAGUCUCUUUAAUGUCUUCAUGAUGUUACAAAAUGUUUAUGCAU
Messenger RNA from Gastrolobium bilobum, 857 nucleotides. RefSeq names its product small ribosomal subunit protein uS13z/uS13y/uS13x-like. The record is from RefSeq and is a predicted model, not a curated record. Gene Ontology annotation, biological process: translation. Gene Ontology annotation, cellular component: cytosol; small ribosomal subunit; ribosome. Lineage: Eukaryota; Viridiplantae; Streptophyta; Magnoliopsida; Fabales; Fabaceae. Gene Ontology annotation, molecular function: structural constituent of ribosome; RNA binding. The coding region runs from base 122 to 580 and encodes 152 amino acids. The transcript has 4 exons.